AUGGGGUGUUCUCCCUCUCCCCUCUUGCCCUCUGUUGCCUCUGCUGCUGCGGCUGACCUCGUUGGUUUCGAGUCGGUCGGCGCUGCGUCUGCCCCGAGCGGGAGACGCCGCACCGGCAAGGGCAAGGGGGGCAAGGGCACUGGAGGGGCUGGAGGGGGCGGUGGAGGUGGUGGUGGAGGCGGUGGAGGGAGUGGGGGUGGUGGUGGGAGUGGUGCCGGGGGUGGCGGCGGCGGUGGCAGCAGUGGAGGCGGCGGAGGCGGUGGAGGUGGCGGAGGGAGCGGAGGCGGCGGAGGUAGUGGAGGAGGCGGAGGUGGAGGAGGCGGCGGAGGCGGCGGAGGCGGCGGCGGCGGAGGCGGCGGUGGUGGAGCGAGUCGCGACUCUGCGCAGAGGAGUGGCGCAGGUGGUAGUCAGCGCCAGCAGCAGCAGCGGAGUGGUGUGACCCUGUCCCCUCAGCAGCUUCGUGAGUGGUACACUGCACGCCAGCGCGGUGGGGGUUUUGGUCCCUGCUCUUACGAUCUCCGUACCGGCGACCGCACCGGUGAGCAGUGCGGAGGCCCGCACUCCACCCAGCGUUGCUUCGGUCGCCUGACGGACGCGUGGCGUCGCCAGUUCCCUGAGGCGUCAGAGAUCCCUCGCUGGGGAGAUCUGGCUAAGGCCGGGGUUGCUAUCUUUGAUCUUGACUUUGAUGCUAUUCUUGCUGCCAUGUAUGCUGUUGCUGAUAGUGUUGAGGGUGCCUGUUACCUGUGUGUACCGCCUGACCCGGGCAUUGAGGCUGCUGAGCUAGGUGCUAGUGAGACUGCUGCUGUAGUUGCUAGUGCGUCUGCUGCCCCAGGGGCCAGUGCGUCUGCAGCCCCAGGUGCUGGUGAGUCUGCUCUCUCAGGUACUACGCCGGCUCAGGCCUUCCACACCUUCACCCUGGACUCGGGUGCGUCCCGCUCCUUCUUUCGAGACCGCACCACUCUUACGCCGCUUAGUCGGCCGGUUGCAGUCUCCCUGGCAGACCCCUCUGGGGGUCCUGUCCUUGCUAGCUUCUUCAUUGUCCUUCUGUGCCCUGCAGCCCCCCCUCGUUCUCUACGAACUUGCCUGUACACCCUUACUGCUGAGUCUCCUCCUACUGCUGAGUCUGCCCAGGUAGCUGCGUCGAGUGCGGUGUUUGCUGCGGCGUCCAGGUCUGGUCCUGAGUUUGCCCCCUGCUCGUGUCUUCCGUUCAGUCAUGCGGUUGUGUGUCUUUGGAUUUAA
Closterium sp. NIES-65 is the source of this 1239-nucleotide messenger RNA. Lineage: Eukaryota; Viridiplantae; Streptophyta; Zygnematophyceae; Desmidiales; Closteriaceae. The record is from the annotation of a GenBank genome assembly.